ACGAAUGAGCUAUAUUAUAAUGCGUCAAUAACGGAGAGUGAAGUUAUGUAAGAACAUGGAAUAGUGAUUUUACUUUUAUUUCUUCCAUGAACCAAAAUAUCCAGCAGAUGGCGCCAUUUCACCGCUGCCGAGACCAUCAGCCACACAGCAGCCAUAGAAACGUUUUAAACCGAGUGUAACCCUGCUGACUUAAAAUACCGGCACCAUCCCAGUUAUCCAGGCACCUGUGCUGAAGGCGAUCCAGGUGACACAAGAGUUAAUGAUCUUGUGAUUCAGACCUGCUGAGACUGAGCUGCCACCGGCUCUAUACAGUGGCCUCUGCUGGGCAUUUAGCGCCGGGAGGAGAAAAAAGAUUCCCCCUUCUCAAUUGUGCGGUUAUUGACCAGCGGAGGGAAAGAAGCGGGUCGAUAAGUGGAUCAGAUUUAUUAGCGGUGCGGAUUUGCCACAGCACGCCAAAUGUCAAAGGAGACACAGUCUGUGGGACCGCACGCCGCGCAUUUCAUUUAGCUGAGAGGAGCGCCAGGCAGCGGGUCUACAAGUGCGGCGCAAUUUCAAGUGGAAGUGUGUGUUGCAGGGAACCAGCAGGAUGGACCUGGUCAAGAUUACAGUGUCCUUCCACAUUCUUCUAAGUCCUGCAUGGGCCCUGUCCCGCCACUCCUCUGUGGACAGCAUCCUUUCAGACCACUCAGCUGUCAGGUGGCUGGAUGAGCCACUGAGGUUUGAACCCUGUUGUCUCAUGUCACCGCCUCCACCGCCGCUCUUCCCUCCCCCGCCUCAUCUGUGGAAGCGGGGCAGCCCCGAUGACGUUAGUAUCUUAGAGCCAAGUGUUUUUGGAGGAGCAAAACAGGAAAAACAAAAACUUGAGAUACCUGGAUGUUCACCUGGACCUCCAGGACCUCCAGGACCACAGGGACCUGAGGGUCACAGAGGAUUACCCGGAAUAAGAGGACCUAAAGGGGACAAGGGGGAAAUUGGACGUCCAGGGUCAAAGGGUCGUACAGGUGCUCCAGGCCUCCCGGGGAAACAAGGAUUACCAGGAUGGCCUGGUCCAGAAGGACCCAAGGGUGAGAAAGGGGACCCAGGACUCAUGGGCUUACCAGGACUUAGAGGACCACCAGGAACAAAGGGUUUGCCUGGUUACAAAGGAGAGAAGGGCAAUCAUGGUGAAUCUGGAGCAGCAGGACCAAAAGGUGAUAAGGGUUCCAUUGGUUUGCCUGGGAUGCUUGGGCAGAAGGGUGAGCAGGGACCAAAGGGAGAGCAAGGAGUCCCAGGGAAGAGAGGACCUACUGGACGGCCUGGGAAGAGAGGCAAACAGGGCAUGAAGGGCCACAACGGAGCUCCAGGAGUCAUGGGCCCCCCAGGACCCCCAGGUCCAAACGGCCACCCAGGGCCACCUGGUCCACCUGCCUCAGGUCUCUAUCUUGUAGGAGAAAAGGGAGAGAAGGGCCUUCCAGGUCCACCAGGUCACUGUGACUGUGAUUCCACUCUUGGAGCAAAUAAUGCUCCCUUUGGAAGCUAUACACAACGGGGUGGCUCUGAGAAAGUCCCUGCUAUAUUUGUGGUAAGCAGUGAGGAGGAAAUGGAGCAUCUGCAUCUAGGCAAUGCAAUAGCAUUCAGGAAGGAUCAGAGGGCUCUCUACUUCAGAGACAAAGAUGGAUGGAAGCCCAUACAGCCCUUCCAGCCGUUCCAAUCCACAGAGAAGGUCCCAGACAGAGUUGGUGUGUGUGGGGACGGAAAGGUGCAGGCCCAGCAUGGAGAGGAGUGUGAUGAUGGGAACCAGAUUGUCACUGAUGCUUGUCUCAACUGCAAGUGGGCCUACUGUGGAGAUGGCUAUCGACAUGAAGGAAUGGAGGAGUGUGACGGAAAAGACUUUGGUUAUCAGACCUGCAAGUCCUACCUUCCCGGGUCCUUUGGGCAGCUCAAAUGCACUGACUCUUGCCUCAUCGAUUCCACUGGUUGCAAGUAUUUCACCUGAAGUGGAACAUUGGAAGAAAAAAAAAAGACCAGACUGCAACUUUGUAGUUCCUCUUCCUGAUCAUGGGGAUUACAUUUCAGAUUUCGACUGAAGUCUCACCCUUUAAAAAAAGAACUGAUGGACUGAGAGAGAGAGAGAGAGUAAGGGUGGCUUUUGUGCCUGCUCUGAGCCAUGAAAAGUCAGGGGAGUCAGCUUUGAACCGACCAUCUCUCCUGGAGGUUUAAUUCUUUUAUUGGCCUCAGGGAGCAGCUUCCUGUUACUGUCACUCCAUCGGCUCCAGCACUGUUAUGAACACUGACACUGGUGAUGGUGGGAAACACUUGUGAUUGUAUCAUAUAAAAUAGUUACUAUGUGUAUGACUUGCUGACUGUUGAUGCAGAAAUAAGCUAUGCUCUGAACUUCUUUUGUAAUGACAGAGAAGAGAAGGAGUCUUUUAGAAACACAGUAAUGAUAUUGAAAAAGAUAUUUGUACUGCAGUAUGCAAACCAGGGGGUGUGUAAAUGUGUUUAUUCCCGUGCAUUGUAUUACGGAACAUGUAUUUAUUAAGUGCAGUGCUGUGAUAUUGCAUGUAAAUGUGUACCAGUGCGCAGCAGACUGUUUUAACCACUGCUGUAAAUGUACUCACCAAAGUGUGGCCCUAUUGAAGUCAAUGUUCAAAUACCCCACAGGUGGAAAAUGAAUGUGAUACUGCAACAGCAGCGAGAAAAAAAACACUCGUGAUUUUCUCAGCAGCAUGGAGAAAAUGCUCAGUUACAACAAAAUGCAUGACUGUAAAUUCCAUGAAACACUGCACAUUAAUAAAGAUUA
This is a messenger RNA of Scatophagus argus, 2782 nucleotides long. RefSeq names its product acetylcholinesterase collagenic tail peptide. Lineage: Eukaryota; Metazoa; Chordata; Actinopteri; Scatophagidae. The transcript is spliced from 18 exons. Bases 587 to 1975 code for a protein of 462 amino acids. The record is from RefSeq and is a predicted model, not a curated record.